Messenger RNA from Dunckerocampus dactyliophorus (ringed pipefish), 2898 nucleotides. Its product is annotated as gap junction beta-1 protein-like. Gene Ontology annotation, cellular component: connexin complex. Gene Ontology annotation, biological process: cell communication. Lineage: Eukaryota; Metazoa; Chordata; Actinopteri; Syngnathiformes; Syngnathidae. The transcript has 2 exons. The record is from RefSeq and is a predicted model, not a curated record. The coding region runs from base 186 to 953 and encodes 255 amino acids.
CGAGGUACUUUGCAUGCAGAUGCCCACUUUGUAGGCCACAUUAUGGCGACUGGCAGGAGCAUGUCACAUGACACACGGAGCAAGGUCUGCCAAAUACAGAGGAGGGCAAAGAUGCCCCCUUCGUCUCUGCAGUCAGUCAUCCAUGCCAAGCCAGCGGGUCAAUAGUGUGCUCCUCACUGCCUCAUAUGCCUCUUACGCCUCCUGCUGAGCCUGACCCGGAACAAAAAAUGAACUGGGCCUCAUUUUAUACUGUCAUCAGCGGCGUCAACAGACACUCCACAGGAAUCGGUCGCAUCUGGCUCUCAGUGCUUUUCAUUUUCCGCAUCCUGGUCCUGGUGGUGGCAGCAGAGAGCGUGUGGGGGGAUGAGAAGUCAGGCUUUACCUGCAACACCCAGCAACCCGGCUGCAACAGUGUCUGCUAUGACCACUUCUUCCCCAUCUCCCACAUCCGCCUGUGGGCCCUGCAGCUCAUCCUGGUCUCCGCCCCGGCGCUUCUGGUGGCCAUGCAUGUGGCCCAUCGGCGCCAUGUGGACAAGAGUCUCUACAAGCUGUCAGGGAAGACCAGCCCCAAAGACCUGGAGCAGAUUAAGACCCAAAGGAUGAAAAUCACAGGCGCCCUCUGGUGGACGUAUGUCAUUAGCCUGCUCUUCAGGGUCACAUUUGAGGUGACAUUCAUGUACAUCUUCUACAUGAUCUACCCUGGUUACAAGAUGAUCCGCCUGGUCAAAUGUGACUCGUACCCAUGCCCCAACACAGUGGACUGUUUUGUGUCCAGACCCACUGAGAAAACCGUCUUCACCGUGUUCAUGCUGGCUGUGUCGGGCGUUUGCAUCCUCCUCAACAUUGCAGAGGUCGUCUUCCUGGUCGGGAAGGCCUGCAGCAAGCACCUGAACAAUGCUGGAGACUCAACUAUGGGCUCCUGGCUCCAACAUAAGCUCAUACUAGGGAAAUAAAUCCAAUUUAUAGUGUUGCAUAAAACCAUUUGUCUGCAGCUAUCAAUAUAACUCACCUUUUCCAAUGACAUACUUAAAGCCAUUUCUUAUAUCCAUCAGAAAUACACUGAACUAAUGGUUUUGUAUGUCUGUGUUGGCAUCCAGAGAGGGUUCUUGUCACGAAAUGUGAUUAAUCAUAUUAAUAAUAAUAUCCUGCUGACAGGAUCUAGUGUAUGUGAAUUUCUUUAAACUGUGCGGCAUGCCUCAUUACACUUAAUAAAUAAGUACAUAUGGAAUCAUUGGAGGGGAAAAGAUUCCCAACUCAGCAAGAAUGCAAUUCAUGGUGCUGAGACAAGGCUAUGAAUCAAGGUUAGGAUCUGCUAUUAAAACUGAUUUUCUGAAUGUCUUCUGAAGUUGUACUAUUCAGAGUUUAACCAACAUUUUCAGAAAAACGCCUCUGAAAUUGAAGACUUCAAAAGUUGAACCAACAUUAUCAGACAGAUGUCAAGCAUCAAAGCUUCAUUUCUCAUUGUGCAUUUGCUUUUUGUUUGACUUUUGGUUGUUUUUUGAGAACUCAUUCCAAAGAAAGACCAGCCUCAGUAAGAGGUGUGAAGAGAAGAAGAACACGACAAGAGAACGAGGAGAAUCUGACACAUUCUCCGAACCUGCUGACUAAAAACCUGACAAGGGAAUCAAAAUUUAAAGUUGAGGUGAACUCAAAACUUGCUUAUUUUCGGCAACAUUCAAUCUCCGUUACAAUUGUGGCAAAUAAAACCUUGCACUCACCAAAAUACUGUACAUAAUAAUAAUUAAUAAACAAAUCAACGCCAUUGUAAAAUCCUGUUUUUAUCAUCUUCGGCUUUUCUACCAAAUUAAAUCAUUUUAAUCUUUUCGAGCAAUUUAUUUCAUCAUGUCUGCACUACUGUAAUGCGCUUUACUCUGGAAUAAGCCACAAAUUACUCUCUCUUACAGUUAGUCCAGAACUCUGCAAGAACUCUUUAACAAGAACCAAAAAGAGGGAGGACAUCACCCCAAUUCCAGCGUUGCUGCACUGGUUGCCUGUGCUUUUUAGAAUUGAUUUUAAGAUUUUAGUGUUUGUUUUUAAGGCGUUGAAUGGACUGGCCAUUCAGUACAUCUCGGACCUCAUCCAAAUUUACUCUCUAGCGCACACAUUUAGGUCCGAAGCCAGCUCCAACUGGUGGUGCCCAAGAUGAGACUUAAGACCAUGAGAGACCAGGCCUUUUCUGUAGUUGGCCCAAAGCUGUGGAACACUCUCCCCCUUCAUAUAAAAACGGCCCCCACAAUUGAAAGCUUUAAGUCUCGUCUUAAAACCCACUUUUAUUCUCGGGAUUUUAACUCGUGUGAGUCGUGUGUGUUUUAUCACCUACUUCUUGUAUUUAUUGCUUUUAUUGCUUUUACUUCUUGUUUCAAAUAUUUUACUGUUCUAAGUGUCUUUGUUUUUAUUUGAUCUUUUAGUUUAUACUAUAGUAAUUUGUACUUUUACUUAUUAUUUAUGGUUUUACUAGUCUGUGCAGCACUUUGGAAACAGUGUUUAUAAAAUGUGCUGAUAAAUGAAGUGGAUUGGAUUGGAUAUAUGUCAGUGAUAACAAUCAUGAUGCUUGGACUCCACUUGGUUUUUAGAUAUCAAUACAUAAUUAACUUAAUAAGGUUUUAUUUAUGUGGAGUCAUUUGGUGCCAUAGCUAUAGGCUAGCUUCUCACGUUGCAGCUGGUGUGUGAUAGAAGCAAAACAGAAGGCGUUCAGGGCGCUUCCAACACUUAUUAACACGUGUGAUGGGGCGGACAUAAAAGGCAACUGUUUUUAUUGGCUUUCAAUGGUCAAUAUUAUCUGUGUAGCAGAAAUUGUGUAUGUACUUUGCAAACAGCACAUCAAUCAGGACUUCCACUGAAAAUUAUUUUACAAGAUGCAAUUACACUUCAUAUUAGAGCCCACUCAAUAAAACAAUG